GCUCAAUUCAUGUCAGGAGCCAAGUGAAAGAAGGGACUUCUAUUCAACAUUCCCUGUGGCUAAACAAUCCCCGUACUUGCAAUAACCUCACCCUCCCUUCCAAUCCUCCAUCAAAAAUUGUUGUUAUGGCUACACAGUAAAAAUUGGAGAUCAGAAUCUCCCACUCCCAAUAUGGGGCCGCCAGCCUGUCACUUCCGGCCCCAUUACUGUUCCUGACAUCCUACUUGGUUCCACUUCCUUCAGCAUCUCGAGUGGCAUUUACUGGCCGUAUAACCACCCAUCCCUCAACUUAGCAGACCAAGAACCAUGGCAAUUCCACCUUGCAUUUUUGAAGGCCAGCAGCUGUAAAAUUAGUGCAACCCUCACCGCCACUACUCGUUGCCUCGAACACCCAAGGGCUGAAGAGAAAAUAAAACAGGCAGGAGUUUAGCCACCCUAGCAGCCUAUUUGCAGUAGACACUUGCGAUAGGAAGGAAAAGCUACAUACGUACAAGGUAAGAAGUGCCAGUCAAAAGCACCGAAAAACACCAAGCACCAAAGAACCAAAAUUUGAAAUACGACCGUUCUCCCCCUCCGAUCGUUGCUCCACAUGCACAUGGCAGACAAAAAAACAACGAAAUAUAACCAGCCUGACAACCCAUUUGCAGCAGGGACCACUGAUAGGAGCCGCCACACGUGGAUAGACAGAUGGCAGUGGAUAGCAAGGCCAGGUUUUUUCUGCAGCGUAGUGCCGCUUGAUUGGGAGACGAAGUGAUCAGAUGCUUCUGGGCCUGGGCCUGGGCCAGGUACGUGAACCUGGUCCCAGAAUGUUCGGAACUGCUGUGCCUGGAAACUUACCGGAGACUAUCUGUAGGAUUCACAGAUAGUUAAAACUCUGUUCAGACUGGUUUCCAGUUUCGCUGGCACUUCUCGGUGCUUCCCCGCAAAAAUUGCACACAACGACGGAAGAUCACAAGGGCAAAAAAGGCAGCAGGAUAUCCGGAAUGGCAAACCAAUCCACAUAAGACUGCAUGAACCAAACCAAGGUAAACAUAUUGACAAUUCCAACUAAUGGUUUAGCCUGCAGAGAGUCACAGCACUCCUAAGGUGGAGAAAUAUAUAUUGAUCUUCACUUUCACAAACUGGAAGAAAAACUCAAUAACCCUAGGCCUCUUUUCUGUAGUUUAACUCGCAGGAUAUACCUAGCCCGAGAAGUGAUGACACCUAACGUUGUGGGGAACACAGGUAGCUUAAGAAAGAUAGUGCUCCAAUCAGGAAAGGAGGCACCAAGAAGAUCUGUUCACACAGCUCAUUACAGACGCAAGCAAUGAGAUCUGUUCACAACUGCAAUAUUAACUGUCAAGAGAGGGAACAUAUUCUAAACACACCACACCAGGAAAACAUAGUACACGUCUUGAGCAGAGAACAAAGAGGGAGAGGAUUGGGACCACAUGCAGUGCACUAGCACAUUCGAUACGUACAGAAUGUCAGAGAACAAAGAGGGAGAGGAUCGGACCAAGAGAAUAGAAGAAGAAGAAGACGAGGAAGAGGAAGAGAAAGAGGAAGAGGAAGAGGAGGAGGAGGAGAAAGAGGAAGAGGAGGAAGAGGAAGAAAAGGAGGAAGAGGAAGAAGACAAGGAAGAGGAAGAGAAAGAGGAAGAGGAGGAGGAGGAGGAGGAGGAGGAAGAGAGGAAGAGGGAGAAGAAGGUGGAGGAAGAGGAAAGGGAAGGAAGAGGACGAAGAGGGAGAAGAACGCGGAGGAGAGGAGGAAGAGGCAGAAGAAGGGAGAGGAGAGGAGGAGGAGGGAGAAGAGGGAGAGAAGAGGAGGAGGAGGGAGAAGAAGGGAGAGGAGAGGAGGAGGAGGGAGAAGGAAGGGGAGGAGAAGAGGGAGAAGGGGAGGGGAAGAGGGAAGAGGAGGGGGAGGAUAGGAGGAAGAGGGAGAAGAAGAGGGAGAAGAGGGAGAAGAAGAACAAGGGGGAGAAGAGGAGGAAGAGGGAGGAGUGGAGGACGGGGAGGAAGGCAAAGAGGGGGGGAGGAAUAGGGAGAAGAGGGAGAAGGGGGAGGAAGAGGAGGAAGAGGGAGAAGAAGGCGGAGGAAAUGAGGAAGAGGGAAAAGAAGGGAGAGGAGAAGAGGAAGAGGGAGAAGGAAGGGGAGGAGAAGAGGGAGAAGGGAGGGGAGGAGAAGAGGGAGAAGAAGUGGAGGAUAGGAGGAAGAGGGAGAAGAACAGGGAGAAGAGGGAGAAGAAGAAGAACGGGGAGGGAAAGAGGAAGAGAGGAAGAGGAGAGCAAAAGAAGGGAGGAGAUGAGGAAGAGGAGGGGGGAAGGAGGAGAGGAGGGAACGGAGAAGGGGAAGAGGAGGAGGAGGAGAAAGAGGAGGAGAGGAGGAGGAAGAGGAGAGGAGAACGAGGAGGAGGAGGAGAGGAGGAAGAGGGGGAGGAGAGGAGGAGGAGGAGGACGAAGACGAGAGGAGGAAGAGGAGAGGAGAAGGAAGAGCAGAGGAGAGGAAGAGGAGGAGGAGACUAGAGGAGGAAGAGGAGAGGAGAAGGAAGAGAGGAAGAGGAGGAGGAAGAAGAGGAAGAGGAGGAAGCCGAGAGGAGUGGAGGAGGAGGAGGAGGAAGGGAAGGAGGAGGAAGAGGGAAGGCGGAGUAGGAAGACAGGAGGAGGAGGAGGAAGAGGAGAGGAGGAGGGUGAAGAAGGAGAGGAGGAGGGGAAAGAAGGAGAGGAGGAGGAGGAAGAAGGACGGUGCAGGAGGAGGGGGAACAAGUACGGGGAAGGAGGAGGGGGAACGAGGAGGCAAUUACAAGCUGGUAAAUUUGGGAGAAGAAGAAGAAGAAGAGGGGGCGAGGGGAAGAAGAAGAGGAGAAGGGAGGGGAAGAAGAAGAAGAAGAAGAAGAGAGACAUGACCCCUCAGCUACUUCAUGGUACAGCAAACAACAAUGCCAACAGCUGUGAUUCAGGCACAACAUAUAUGAAACAAAAGGGAGCGUUCCAACUACCACGCAGGAGAUAGUUGACAAUACACUGUUAUGACUCCAUGACAGAUACAAUGGCAGAAGCUUUGCCAUC
Molecule: messenger RNA, 3043 nt
Organism: Chara braunii
Lineage: Eukaryota; Viridiplantae; Streptophyta; Charophyceae; Charales; Characeae
Source: the annotation of a GenBank genome assembly